AUGUCUUCCAUUUCGCUGAAGCUAACAAUUCUUUCUUUCUUAUUUCUUUCUCUUUCCUUUCUUUCUCAAGAAAAACGUUUUCCUUUCCUCCCUUCCCUUCAUUAUUCUUUUCUUUUUCCUUCAUUCUUUCUUUCUUUUCCUUUUCUCCUUUCUUUUCUUUCCUUUCUUCCUUUCUUUUUCCUUCUCUUUCCUUCCUUCCUUUCCUUCAUUCUUUCUUUUCUUUCCUUCAUUCUUUUUUUUCUUUUUUCUUUUCUUUUUUUUCUUUCCUUCUCUUUCCUUCCUUCUUUUCCUUCAUUCUUUCUUUCUUUUUUCCUUCAUUCUUUCUUUCUUCUUUCCUUUCUCCUUUUUUUUUCUUUUCCUUUCUUUUUUCCUUUUUUCCUUCUUUCUUUCUCUUUCCUUCUCUUUCCUUCCUUCCUUUCCUUCAUUCUUUCUUUCUCUUUCCUUCAUUCUUUCUUUCUCUUUCCUUUCUCCUUUCUUUCUCUUUCCUUCUCUUUCCUUCCUUCCUUUCCUUCAUUCUUUCUUUCCCUUUCCUUCAUUCUUUCUUUCUCUUUCCUUUCUCCUUUCUUUCUCUUUCCUUCUCUUUCCUUCCUUCCUUUUCCUAAAUUUUUUUCCUUUUCUUUUCCUUCAUUCUUUCUUUUCUUUUUCCUUUUUCUUUCUUCUUUCUUUCUUCUUUUCUUUUCUUUUUCCUUUCCUUCAUUUUUUUUUUUUUCUUUUCUUUUUUUCCUUUUCUUUCUUUCUUUUCUUUUUUCUUUCCUUCCUUUUUCUUUUUUUUUUUUUUUUCUUUUCCUUCAUUCUUUCUUUUUUCUUUCUUUUCUUUCUUUUUUCUUUUUUCUUUCCUUUUUUUUUUUUUUUUCUUUUUUUUUCUUUUCUUUCUUUUCUUUUUAUUUCCUUUUCUUUUCUCUUUUAUUUUCCUUUUUCUUUCUUUUUCUUUCCUUUUUUAUUUUUUUUUUUUUCCUUUUUUUUCUUUUCUUUUUUUUCCUUUUCUUUCUUUCUUUUCCUUUCUUUUCUUUUUUUCUUUUUCUUUCUCUUUCCUUCCUUCCUUUCCUUCAUUUCUUUCUUUCCCUUUCCUUCAUUCUUUCUUUCUCUUUCCUUUUUUCUUUUUCUUUUUCUUUCUUUUUUCUUUCCUUUCCUUCCUUUCCUUCAUUCUUUCUUUUUUUCCUUCUUUUCUUUCUUUCUCUUUCUUUUUUUUUUUUCUUUCUCUUUUCCUUCUCUUUCCUUCCUUAUUUUUUCUUCAUUCUUUCUUUCCUUUUCCUUCAUUCUUUCUUUUUCUCUUUAUUUUCUCCUUUUUUUUCUUUUUCCUUCUUUUUUCCUUCCUUCCUUUCCUUCAUUCUUUCUUUCUCUUUCCUUCAUUCUUUCUUUCUCUUUCCUUUCUCUUUAUUUUCUCUUUCUUUUCUUUUUUCCUUUCCUAUUUUUCUUUUUUCUUUCUUUCUCUUUCCUUUAUUCUUUCUUUCUCUUUCCUUUAUUAUUUAUUUCUUUCGAAGCAGCUCCUUUAAUAUAUCGUUUUACUGUCUAUCUUCGCAAUAA
Molecule: messenger RNA, 1524 nt
Organism: Acanthosepion pharaonis
Lineage: Eukaryota; Metazoa; Mollusca; Cephalopoda; Sepiida; Sepiidae
Source: the annotation of a GenBank genome assembly